AUGGGCGAAUCAAGACGGUUAAAUCCAAAUAUUUUAGUGACAGGGACACCUGGGACAGGGAAGUCUACAACUUGUGAAUUGCUACUGCGCAAUUUGCCUGACUACACAUAUUAUAACAUUUCGGAUUUUGCUGCUAAGAACAAAUGUUACGAUGGGUACGAUGAGGCUCGUAAAUCUCACAUUGUUGACGAGGACAAACUGUUAGAUGAAUUGGAACCAUUGCUUCAUUCUGGUGGAAAUAUUAUAGAUUGGCAUGUGAACGAUGUUUUCCCAGAGAGACUGAUUGACUUAGUAGCCGUACUUCGAUGCGACAGCUCUGUUUUAUUUGAUAGACUGAACAAGAGAGAGUACCAUAGUUCCAAAAUAGAUGAAAAUAUGGACGCUGAAAUAAUGGGUGUUGUAUUACAAGACGCAUUGGAUUCAUACGAAGAACAAAUAGUUGUUGAAUUACAGAGUGACGAUACCGAACAAAUGGCAGCGAAUGUUGACCGUGUCGUUACAUGGACCACAAUGUGGAAGGAACAACAUCCGGAGGGGGUCACGAAUGAGCUAAGUGCGCAUCAGGCCAAGAAAGAAAGAAACGAUGAGUCUGAAGAAGGGGACUUUGAAGAGCAAGGCAGUGAUGCCUCAAGUGAAAGCGAAAGUGACAGUGAAAGCGAGGGAUCAAAGUAA
This is a messenger RNA of Huiozyma naganishii CBS 8797, 672 nucleotides long. RefSeq names its product nucleoside-triphosphatase (gene FAP7). Gene Ontology annotation, molecular function: AMP kinase activity; ATP binding; ATP hydrolysis activity. Gene Ontology annotation, cellular component: cytoplasm; nucleus. The transcript has a single exon. The record is from RefSeq and is a predicted model, not a curated record. Bases 1 to 672 code for a protein of 223 amino acids. NCBI's taxonomy places the organism in Eukaryota, Fungi, Ascomycota, Saccharomycetes, Saccharomycetales, Saccharomycetaceae.